UACGUUCUCAGCCAGAGGUGAUCUCCCAGCUGGAGAAAGGUGAAGUGCCUUGGAUGCCUGAGGGAGAAGUACCCAGAAGCCCUUGUCGAGAUUCUCUUAUUCUGAAUACUAGGCGUAAAACGACAGAAUCAGUUCUGAAGCAUUCGGUUUCUCUUGGAGAAACAUCCAAAGAAAUACUCACAAAGGAUGGAUCUUGUAAUGCCAUUCUGGGAGAUGGCUGGGAAUGUGAUGUCAAGUUACAGAAGCAGAAGGAUAACCAGCAAAGAAAGUCUAAGAAAAUGACAGUCACCCAUGAAAGCAACAUAUUUGGGAAAAGCUUCAGUUCUGCUUCAUUACCUGUUCUACAGCAGAGAGCUGCCACAGGAAAAAGUCUCCAUGGGUAUGGAGGAAGCACAAAGAUCUCCAAACAGCAUUCGAGCAUUCUCAAAUGUCAUAAAAUCUCUGGCAAGAAACUUUCUAAGUCUAAUAAAUACAGGAAAUCCUUCAGUUACCAUUCAGAUCUUAUUCAGUAUCAUAGAAAACUUACUGGGAAAAAAACAUGUGAAUGUAGUGAGUGUGGGAAAGCUUUUAGCACCAGAUCGUCACUUAAAAGACACCUGAGGCUUCAUACUGGAGAGAGACCCUUUGUAUGCAAUGAGUGUGGGAAAGCCUUCGUUCAGAGGGCCAGAUUGAAUGUACAUAAGAGAAUUCAUACUGGAGAAAAACCCUUUGUUUGCCAUGAGUGUGGUAAAGCGUUCAGAUACUCAAUAAGUCUCACUGAACAUGAGAGAAUUCACACAGGAGAGAAACCUUUUGAAUGUAAAGAAUGUGGGAAAGCCUUCAGGCAGAGCUCAGCACUUAGGAGGCAUCAGAUAAUCCAUACUGGGGAGAAACCCUUUGUGUGUAAUCUGUGUGGGAAAGCCUUCACACAGAGUGGAAAACUUACUAUACAUAAGAGAAUUCACACAGGUGAGAAGCCCUUUCAAUGUAAACAAUGUGUUAAGACCUUUAGCUACAUCUCAUCCCUUAGAGAUCAUUGUAGGCUUCAUACUGGAGAAAACCGUCAUGAAUGUAAUGAGUGUGGGAAGUCUUUCAGUACAAGCGCAUCACUUAAAGGCCACCAAAAAAUUCAUACAGGUGAGAAACCCUAUGUAUGUGAUGAGUGUGGGAAAGCUUUCAUAGAAAAAGUAAGACUUACUGAGCAUAAAAGAAUUCAUACUGGAGAGAGACCCUUUGUGUGCAAUGAGUGUGGGAAAGCCUUCAUUCAGAAGGCCAAAUUGAAUGAACAUAAGAGAAUUCAUACUGGAGAAAAACCCUUUGUUUGCCAUGAGUGUGGAAAAGCUUUCAGGUGCUCAAGAAGUCUUACUCAACAUGAGAGAAUUCACACAGGAGAGAAACCUUUUGAAUGUAAAGAAUGUGGGAAAGCCUUCAGGCAGAUCUCAGCACUUAGCAGGCAUCAGAUAAUCCAUAAUGGGGAGAAAUCCUUUGUGUGUAAUCUGUGUGGGAAAGCCUUCAUGGAGAGUAGAAAACUUACUGCACAUAAGAGGAUUCACACAGGUGAGAAGCCCUUUCAAUGUAAAGAAUGUGGGAAGACCUUUUGUCACUUCUCAUCCCUUAGAAAUCAUUCUAAGUCUCAUACUGGAGAAAACCGUCAUCAAUGUAACGAGUGUGGAAAAUCUUUUAGUAUAACCACAUCACUUAAAGAGCACAAAAAAAUUCAUACAGGUGAGAAGCCCUAUGUGUGUGAUGAGUGUGGGGAAGCUUUCAUAAAUAAAGCAAGACUUACUGAACAUAAAAGAAUUCAUACUGGAGAGAAACCCUUAGAAUGCAAUGAAUGUGGGAAAGCCUUCAGCCACACCUCAUCUCUUAGAUAUCAUCAGGGGCUUCAUACUGGAGAAAAGAGAUACAAAUGCAAUGAGUGUGGGAAGUGCUUCAGUGCAAAUUCAGCCCUUAGAAAACACCAGAAAACUCAUACUGGAGAAAAACCCUUUUCCUGUACUGAGUGUGGGAAAGCUUUCAUAGAGCGAGGAAGAGUUACAGAACAUAUGAGAAUUCAUACUGGAGAGAAACCUUUUGAAUGUAAUGAAUGUGGAAAGGCCUUUAGCUUUGCCAGUCGUCUUACUAAACAUCAGAGAAUUCACACAGGAGAGAAACCUUUUGAAUGUAGUGAAUGUGGAAAAGCCUUCAGCCAAAACUCAACCCUUAAGACACAUCAAUUAACACAUACUGGAGAGAAGUCCUUUGAAUGUAAUGAAUGUAAGAAAAUCUUCAGUAGUCGGUCAUCCUUGAAGCUUCAUUCGAGAAUUCAUACAGUAGAGAAAAAGUUUCAGUGUACUGAAUGUGAGAAAUCCUUUAUCAGAAGUUCAGCACUUAUGAAGCAUCAGAGGAUUCACACUGGUGAAAAACCAUUUGCAUGCAGUGAAUGUGGGAUAGCCUUCAUAGAGAGAGGAAGACUUAAUGAACAUAUGAAAAUCCAUAUGGGAGAGAAACCCUUUGAAUGCAAUGAAUGUGGAAAAGCCUUUGUCUACCUAGGAAGUCUUAAAGAACACAAGAGAAUCCAUAGUGGGGAGAAGCCCUUUGGAUGUAAUAUAUGUGGAAAAGCCUUCCGCCACAGUAUGGGUCUCACAGCCCAUAAGAGAAUUCAUACAGAAGAAAAGCCUUUUGAAUGUAAAGAAUGUGGGAAAGCCUUUCGUAACAGCUCACAUCUUAUGAUUCAUUGGAGACUUCAUACAGGAGAGAAACCCUUUAAAUGUAAUGAAUGUGGAAAAGCCUUCAGAAAUAGUUCAAACUUUAGGACACAUCAAAGACUUCAUACUGGAGAGAAGCCCUUUGAUUGUGAUCAAUGUGGGAAAGCCUUCAGAGAGAAGAGAAAACUUACUUUACACAAGAGGAUUCAUACUGGAGAGAAACCUUUUGAAUGUAAUCAAUGUGGAAAAGCUUUCAGUUAUCCAACAAGUCUUACAGAACAUAAGAGAAUGCAUACUGGAGAGAAACCCAUAGAAUGUAAUGAAUGUGGGAAAACCUUCAGUCACAGCUCAUCUUUUAGGAAUCAUAGGAAGUGUCAUAUUAAAAAAUAACAAUAUCUAUGAAACAAAUAUGGGAAACCUCUAGUGAAAACUGAUUCCUUUUGUAUCUUCAGAAAAUUCAUAUUUUGGAAAAACCAGUUCAAGGUUCUAUAUGAAUGCUUUUUCCCUUCUUAUCCAUGGAUCUGAAAGCUACUUUCUUCCUUGUUCCUCUAAUUUGUCAAUGAUGUGUCCUUUUAUGUCUAUGUCAUUUAUCCAUUUGGAACUUACAUUGGCAUAUAAUAUGUGAUAUUGGUCUAAGUAUAAUUUCUGUCAGGCUGCUGUUCAGUUUUCCCAGCAAUUUUUUUUUUCAAAUAGUGAAUUCUUACCUUAGUAACUGGGGUCCUUCCUUGGGUUUAUCAGACACUAUGCUUUUAAGUUUAUUUGCUUCUGUAUGCUGUAUACCCAACCUGUUCCAUUGAUUGAUCUCUCUCUCUCUCUUUUUUAACCAGUACCAAAUUGUUCUGAUGAUCCUUCCUUUGUAGCAAGUUUGAGAUCUGGUACUGCUAAGCUCCUUUCAUUCCCAUAUCUUUUCAAAAAACUUCCCUUGAGAAGCUUGAUGUUUUGUUCCUUCAGAUGAAUUCCAUGAUAAUUUUUUCUAGUUCACUAAAGUGAUCUCUUAGUACUUUGAUGUGAUAUUGAAUAAGUAAAUUAAUUUUGGUGGUAUUGAGAUUAUUAUUAUAUUGGCUUAAUUUACCCACAUGAGCAGUUUUGAAUCUUCCUCUGCUGGGUUUUAUUGGUAGUUUACUGAAGUCUUGAUGAUUUGUGUGGAUUCAUCUUAUAUUCUGCAACUUUGCUGAAGUUAUUAUUUAAUUUUUUUUAGUGAACUCUCUAAGUACACAAUCAUAUCUUUGGCAAAAAGCAAUAAUGUUUCCUCUUUGUCUAUGAUAAUUCCUUUAAUUUCUUAUUCUUGUCAUUGCAGUUGCUUGCAUUUCUAUAUUAAAUAGUAGGAGAAAGAGUGGACAGCUUUGCUUUUCCCAUGAUCUUACUGGAAAGGAAACAAGUUUAUCUCACUUUUAUGUAAUUUUAGCUCUUAGUUUUAGAUAUACAUUAUUAUGUUGAUGGUAGGUCAUUUUAUUCCUGUUUUCUAGUGUUUUUAACUCAAAUGGAUGUUGUAUUUUGUCCAAAACAUUUUCCAUGUCUAUUAAUGUAAUCAUACGAUUUGUUCUGGUUAUUAAUAUGAUUAGCUGUAUUUAUAGUUUGCCUAAUAUUAACCGACUCUGCACUCCUGAUGUAAAGCCAACCUAAUUGUAGCGAUAUUUCCUUUAUUUUUUACUCAUUUGGGGUUAGCUAUCAAGAUAAUAUUUGUAUUGUAGAAGAAUUUGAUAGGAUCCCUUCUUUUGAUAUUUUUACAAACAGUUGAUGUGAUAUUGGAAUUUAUUGUGCUUUGAAUAUUAGAUAGAAUUAACUUGUGAAUUAAUCUGGUCCUGAGCAUUUUCCUUUGGGAUUUCAUUAGUUGUUUGUCCAGCUUGUUUAAAAUCUCUACUACUUGUUAUACUAAUCUGCGUAUUUCAUUUUGGGGGCAAAUAUUCAUUUAUUUUAGUUAAGUUGUCAGUUUUAUUGUCAUACAACUUGGCAGAAAGUAGUAUCUUUUAAUGCCCUUUAUUUCUUCUACAUUUUUUUGUGAAUUAAAAAAAAAUUGGUACUGGUAAUUUGGGGUUUUUUUCUUUCUUUUCAGUAAAAUCAACUAAUGGCUGGUUUAUUUUAUUGUGUUUUUUAAAG
Dromiciops gliroides (monito del monte) is the source of this 4763-nucleotide messenger RNA. RefSeq names its product zinc finger protein 850-like. Lineage: Eukaryota; Metazoa; Chordata; Mammalia; Microbiotheria; Microbiotheriidae. The transcript has 2 exons. Gene Ontology annotation, biological process: regulation of transcription by RNA polymerase II. Bases 54 to 3056 code for a protein of 1000 amino acids. The record is from RefSeq and is a predicted model, not a curated record. Gene Ontology annotation, molecular function: RNA polymerase II cis-regulatory region sequence-specific DNA binding; DNA-binding transcription factor activity, RNA polymerase II-specific.